AUGAGUGAUUCUAAAUCAUACGUAAACUUCUCCUGCCAGCGUUGUCUUCAACCCUUGAAAUUAGACGAAUCAUUGAAUAACUUGGGUGAGCACACGAUAGCCGAUUUAACACUGCAGAUACGCAGGAAUAAUGAAGCUGAUCUGGAUUUGCAGUCUGCGAGUUUGGAGCAUUAUGUUCCACCCUUUAGAAUGUCUGAAUCAGGCAAUGGGGCAAAUGGAUUCAUGGUGAUCUCUGAUGGCUGGGAAACAACCUCGCUAGGCCACCAGUUGCAUGUGAAGGCAACAUUAUAUGAUUUAUUGUCUAAUAACUCUGAUGUUGACCAUCCACUUUGUGAUGAAUGUACGGACACUCUUUUAGAAUUGAUGGAUAAUCAGUUAAGUCUUACUGAAGCAGAAUGGAAAGAUUAUAAUGACUAUUUGAAGAAGCUAGAAGAUGAUAAAGAGGAUUUAAACCUUGAAGGAUUAGAGAAAGAGCUGGAAGAUUGGAAGCAGGAACAAAGCAGAUUAUUACAAGAGCUAUCAGCAUUACAGAAGGAGGAAAGGGCUAUGAAAGAUGAAAUAGAUGUGCAAGAAAGAGAAAAGGAAAGAUUAGAAAGGGAGCAAGAUAUUUACUGGAAAGAGUACACAAAGUAUCGCAAAGAUUUAAUGACAACAGAGGAUCAGAUGAAGUUCUAUGAAUGUCAACUUUCGUACACCCAGUCGCAACUGGAAAAAUUAAAGAAGACUAAUGUGUUCAAAGCAACAUUCCACAUUUCAGAUUCUGGGCAAUUUGGGAUAAUCAACAACUUUCGGCUAGGCAGACUGCCUACUGCCCCAGUCGACUGGUCUGAAAUUAAUGCAGCAUGGGGCCAAACCGUCUUGCUUCUCUCGUCCUUGGCAAGGAAGAUUAAUUUCUGCUUCCAACGCUACCGUUUGGUUCCAUACGGUAAUCAUUCCUACAUAGAGGUUUUAGAAGAUCAGAAAGUUCUGCCCCUGUAUGGAUCAGGGGGAUUCCGAUUUUUAUGGGACACUAAGUUUGAUGCAGCAAUGGUAGCAUUUCUGGACUGCUUGCAGCAGUUUAAGGAGCAAGUUGAGAAGGGUAAUAACGGUUUUUGUUUACCAUAUAGAAUAGACAAAGGUAAAAUCGAGGAUACAGCAUCCCCACCUCAUGCAUACUCUAUCAAAAUUCAGUUUAAUUCAGAAGAACAUUGGACAAAAGCAUUAAAGUACAUGCUGACGAAUUUGAAAUGGGCACUAACAUGGAUCUCUUCACAAUUUAGCGAGGAUAAAGCUGAAGAACCA
Iphiclides podalirius (scarce swallowtail) is the source of this 1281-nucleotide messenger RNA. Lineage: Eukaryota; Metazoa; Arthropoda; Insecta; Lepidoptera; Papilionidae. The record is from the annotation of a GenBank genome assembly.